CUCCCCGGGGCAGGGCUCUGCGGGGCCGGUCGCCCGGCGCGGAGUGGAGCGGCUGAGCGUCGCGCCGGGCCGGGCCGAGCCGAGCCGAGCCGUGCCGAGCCGUGCCGUGACCAAGCCUCGGCGAUGCUGGGCAUGCUGCUCCUGGCGUGCUGCUUGCUGCUGGGCGGCCGCAGCCUGUCGCGGGGCGACGCCGCCCUCGACCGAGACGAGCUGCCCUCCCUUCGGAAUAAAGGGAUAUUUAUUAUCCAAAGUUCAGACUCUAACUUGUGCAUCAAAGUGGACACAGAUGGCUUGGUUCUGGAAGACUGCAGUCAGCUCUCCGAAAACAUGCUGUGGAAAUGGGUAUCCAAUCGUCGUCUUUUCAACAUAGGCAGAAGUACCUGUCUAGGACUGAACAUCAGUAGACCAGAACAGCCAUUGACUAUGCUUGAAUGUGAUUCAAAUCAGUACUCAUUAUGGUGGAAUUGUGAUGGUAGAGCACUGGUUGGUGUAUCAGAGUACAAAUUAGCUGUUGAAAACAGCAAACAUAUUAUAGCAAAAAAAAAAUCUAAUCAUCAGUGGAUCCAGUACAUGUCCUACGAUGAAGACAUUUGUGAACAUCCUUUCCAAGAAACAUAUACCUUGCUGGGAAAUUCCUUCGGUUUCCCAUGUGUUUUUCCAUUUAAGUAUAACAACAAGUGGUAUUAUGAAUGUACCAGAGAUGGAAAGGAAUUUGAGUGGUGUGCCACAACAAGUCACUAUGAACAAGAUGAAAAAUGGGGGUUUUGUCCUGGUGCUGCAGAGCAUGGCUGCGGCACAUUUUGGAAGGAGAACCCGGCCACACACAUGUGCUAUCAGUUCAACCCAUCAGCCGUGCUGUCAUGGCAUGAGGCACGGGCAGCCUGCCAGGCACAGGGAGGAGACCUGCUCAGCAUCACUAGCCCUGAGGAGCAGAGCUACGUCAGCGACUUGAGCCGACAGUUAAACAUCACAGAUACUGUGCUGUGGACAGGCCUGAAUCAGCUAGAGGAAGGUGCUGGCUGGCAGUGGUCGGAUGGAGCACCACUGGUAUUUGUCAACUGGAGAGCAGAUGUUUCUGAGGACCGUUCUAGUGAAAAUCAUUGUGCAGUGAUGAGUUCAAAAUUGAAAUAUGCCUGGAAAAGUUACUUAUGUGAAUCUGGAUUUCCUUUUGUAUGCAAGAAAUAUUUAAAUAAGACAGAGCAUGAAACACUGGAUACAUGGAAGUAUUAUGCCACUCAUUGUGAUGCUGGCUGGUACCCGUACAAUCGCAACUGCUACAGACUUCAUAAAGAGGGGAAGAGUUGGAAUGAUGCUUUGAUCUCAUGCCAAAGUGACAGCAGCGGGCUCAUUAGUAUAUCCUCCAUGGCAGAUGCAGAACUGCUCCGUAACUUGCUUCAACGUGAAAAUGUAACUGAAACAUGGAUUGGAUUAUAUAGUAGUAACAUUUCAGUUGUUUUUGAGUGGUCAGAUGGCACCCCAGUGAAGUUCUCAUACUGGCACAGCCAAGAACCUACUACCUUCCAAAGAAUAGGACAACUGUGUGUUUCAGCACAAGGACCUGAUGGACAUUGGAAAGUUAAACAAUGUGAAGACAAAUCUUUCUACAUUUGUGAAAAAGCAGGAGAAAUUAACAGUGUUUCUUUUGAUGCAGAAUCAAGUUGUCCAGAGGGAUGGGAAAGACAUGGUGGAUAUUGUUACAAAAUCGACAGUACCCCUCGAAGUUUUGAACAUGCUUCCAGUGGUUAUUUCUGCCCAUCUGCACUUGUAUCAGUAACAAACAGGUUUGAGCAAGCUUUUAUUACCAGCAUGAUCCGUAGUGUGGUAAAAUCUGAGAGAACUUAUUUUUGGAUAGGACUGCAAGACCUUAACAACACAGGAGAAUACUUUUGGCUAACAACAGAUGGGAAAAAUCAUUCUGUAAGCUACACAAACUGGAACAAGCAUCAGCCACGUCAUUCUGGAGGAUGUGUGGCAAUGCGGGGGCAGGACCCUGUUGGUUACUGGGAGGUAAAAAGCUGUAAGGACUUCAAAGCAAUGUCACUGUGCAAGCAAAAAGUCAAUUCUUAUGAAGAACCUGAACUUACUUUUCAAAGACAUUUGAGUUCCUGCUACUUUGGAUGGGAGUCAGAAGGCAAUUUACUCAACUGCUAUAAGAUAUUUCACAGAGAGAAGGUUCUAAUGAAAAGAACGUGGAGUGAAGCAGAAGCAUUAUGUCAAGAUUUUGGAGCACAUCUUGCUAGUUUUUCCCAUGUCUAUGAAGAGACUUUUUUAAACAAUUUAUUAUAUACGAUUUUUGAUAGGACAGAAGAAAGACAGUUCUGGAUUGGAUUUAAUAAAAGAAACCCAUUUUCUGGAGGGACAUGGCAGUGGUCUGACAAAACACCUGUUGUAGCUUCAUUUCUGGAGAGCAAGUAUGUUGAAGAUGACUCAAGAAACUGUGGUGUAUUCAAAGUAAAUAGAACAGUUUUUCCAGCACACUGCAAUGAAAAGCGUGAAUGGAUAUGCAAAAUACCAAAAGGUGUUAAACCAAAGAAUCCAGAUUGGUACAUAGCUGAACUGCCAUGGUCAUACUAUCAAGGAGCAGAGUAUCUUUUUCAUGUGAAUCCUACAGACUGGGACACCUAUGAGUUCAUUUGUGUCUGGCUUCGUAGUGAAAUGGCAACAAUAACUUCUGCGGAAGAGCAAGCUUUUAUUGAAAAUAAAAUUAAGAAGCUGUCGGAUAGUGAUGUUCACUGGUGGAUUGGAUUGCACGCAGAAAACAUCAGCAACGAAUUUCGCUGGAAGGAUGAAUCACUAAUAACAUACCAGAAUUGGAAUGAAGGCAGAGAUCGAUAUUUGCAUAAACCGGGGAAAAGAUGUGGCUUCAUUUCAUCACAAACAGGACUCUGGGAUGAUGAAAACUGUACUGUUUCUCUUCCCUGUAUUUGUAAACGUAAAAAUGCUUGGAAAAUAGAGAAAGAGAUUCCGAAAGACCAGAACCCACAAGGAAUGUGUCCCAAGGGCUGGCUGCACUUUGGAUUUAAAUGUUUUUUGAUACAAAUUCCAAAGGAUCCAGAGCACCUGAGGAGCUGGUACUCUGCACAGACAUUCUGCAGUAGGUACGAUGGGUCCCUCGCUUCCCUUGAAGAUGAACUGGAACAAGCUUUCAUAACAAUGAAUCUAUUUGGUCGCAAAACUAGUGUUUGGAUAGCUUUCCAGGGUGAUGAUUAUGAAAAAUGGAUGAAUGAAAAUCCUCCAAGGUAUUCCAACUGGUCUCCAAUUGAAGCAGUGCACAGACCGCGUUAUAACAGUGUCUACGUCGAAGAACAAGUUCCACUUUGUACACUGGUAUCAAAUAACCCUAAUUUUUAUUUUACGGGAAAAUGGUACUUAGAAAACUGUGAGAAAAAUUAUGGGUUUGUCUGCCAAAAAAGGCAGGAUACAUCCAGACAUAUCGUCAAUGCAUCUGAAAUGUACCCUGUGCCAGAUACUUUACAGUAUGCAAACAGAACAUAUACCCUAAUACGUGGGAAUUUGACAUGGUCUGCAGCUUUAAAAACCUGCAUGGCAAAUGGAGCUGAGCUGGUCAGCAUUGCAGAUCAGUACCACCAGGCUUUCCUCACAAUCAUUGUGAAUCGGCUGGGAUACAACCACUGGAUCGGGCUUUUCACUGCAGAUAAUGGGCUUAAUUUUGAGUGGUCAGAUGGGACUAGAUCCUUGUUUACCUUCUGGGAAGAUGAUGAGUCCCAGGCCUUGGGCAGCUGUGUUUAUAUGGAUGCCUCAGGGCACUGGAAGAGUACAAGCUGUGAACAACUUCUGCCAGGAGCAGUCUGCCAUGUGCCGCCCAAGAAGAAACUCAUUGAGUAUAAAGGCUUAUGUUCAGAAAAACACGUUCCCUGGAUCAAAUUCAAAAACAGUUGCUACAGCUUUAACACCGUUCUGCAGGGCACAAGUUUUGAUGCUGCAUAUGAAGUCUGCAGAAAUCAAGGAUCUAAUCUUCUAACUAUCAAAGAUGAAGAUGAAAAUGCCUUCGUUCUGGAGGAGUUGCACAGUUUUGGUUAUUCUGUGAAAAUGGUUUGGCUGAAUGUCCUGCAUGUUACAGACAAUGAAACAGUUUCCUGGUCUGAUGGCUCUCCCUUAAAUUAUUCUAACUGGGGCAUCAGGGAGCCUGAAUUUGAUCAUCUUAAGGGGAAUUUCUGUAUCAGCCUGAGGACUGCGGAUGGUGUAUGGCAAAUAUCUCCAUGCAGAGAAAUAAAGGGAUUUGUUUGUAAAAAGAAUGCAGAUCUUAAUGCGGCAGAACCCUCUGAAAAAUCGUCCUACUCUGGACUUGCUGCUCUGGCUGUUCUCGUAACAUUUGUGAUGCUGGCUGCUGUUUCCAUUUUUCUGUGGUGCCUCUACAAACAGAACAACAGAUUCUUCAGCAGAAUACUGUGGGUCAGAAAUGCCUAUUUUCCACAGAUUAAUUCUGACGUUCCUGCUCUGGAAGAAAGUAUUCUCAUUUCUGAUUUUGAGAAAGAUGACAAUUAAUCAGUGGGGAGAACCAAGCAGUUAUGUAUUCUGUGUUAAAUUCCAUGUCCUACAGUGUUUUUGUUUUUGUGAGCCAUUUGCUGUCCAAGACCAGCUCCACGUCUUAGCUGGUGGUCAGAAUGCCUACAUGGUGCUGGAAGAGCAGCGAAGCAGCAGCCGCUGUUCUUUCCCUUCUUGCGAAUUUGUUCCAUAAGGUUUACAAAGCGAGCAGUGAGGAGCUGAGCACCAGUCGCACCUGCUCUCACAGGCACCAGACCCAGGCUUCCUUGGUGGCAGAGGGUCUGUGCUCCCUUCUCAGGACAAUCAGGGCAUGUGCUUCUGGAAGAGUCCUUGCACCCUGGUGGGGAGCGUGCAGGGGCUGCUGCACUUGGACCUCUUAUGCUUUGUAGUAGAACGUGGUGAGAAUGCACAGAGCCAUGGGGAAAUCGGCUUCUUUGGGGAAAGCUGCAAACUAAAAACGUUCCGAUACCACAAAUCUCAGACUGCUCACGUGGAGCAGUCAUGUCUGUGCCCCCAAGCAGAGAACAUUUCUAUGCAGCUUCUUCCCUUGGGAAGGUUUGGGCCUCUUGGCUUUUAUUUUCAUACCAAAAAAGCUGCUCGUAAGCCAGUGUUAAAACUUGUCCUUGAAUUUAGGAACUCUGAAACCUACUCCAAGGCUUAUGGAGUAGUUCUUCCUAAUGCCUAUUCCAUCCAUAGAAUGUACUCUUUCAUUGGGUGGAUUCUUAGCAGGUGGAUUUCUAAGUUUGCUGAGAUGAGGUUCCUUUUGAUUGGGAGUGUCAGUGUUGCCAUGAUGGCUAGUUUACAUUAUGAAAUACCUUUGGCUUGAGAUACAGUAGCAUAUGGAUAUUGUCGUCCUGAAGUUAAUAUAUUCAGUAGAGAUACUUCUGGUGCACUUCUAGAGAAACAAUGUUAUCUCUCACCUGGGUCAUUUCAGAAACUGAAUCUCAUCAGCCUCUUCCAAAGAUGCUUUGGAGCAGUAUCUGUUUGAAGGAAAACAUUAUAUGAAUCUUGUUAAAGUUACGAUAAUAAACUGCUUUACUGUUCACUUACAGUGCAACUUCAAGCAGUGUUUAUGUAUGUUCUUCUGAGACCCUGCUCUCCACACAUAAGGAUGAUACAAGGGAGAGCCACAUCUGCAGUUGGCAAAGGGUGCUGCCCUCUCUCGCCCAAUUCCUGUAAUCCCACGUAGCACACCUUCAAGGGCCACAUUUCUCUGGUCAUAUCAAGGUGCUAAUGGUGCUAAUACCAUCUUUCAUUGGUCAGUUGUUCUCCUGGCUAAUGUCUGUGCAAGACCUACAGAUUCAGGUCAUGGUUCUCGACGGUGGAUGGUUCUGUGGAUUCCCACACUCCCGGUCUUCCAGCUACUUCUGUGAAAAUAUCAAAACCUUUCAUGGAGGACUUCUAAAUUAUUUCUAUUGUGAGGUGGGAAAAAAAGGAAAGCCAAAUUGCCGAUCACAAAGAGUUACCUGAGUAUUGAAUAACUGUGCCAUUAGUCAUCUCUAAAAGCUGCUAUGAAGGGCUGUGCGUGUUGUCGUGUUGGUUGGUUUGUUAUGGGAUGACUCAUUCUAAAAACUGCAGGAACCCUAAAAUGGAGAUACGUUUGUGAAAAUUCAGCAAGCAGCCAAGACCAAAUGCAAUGUUUGUGCACAUACAGGGGAAUGUAUGACUUCUUUCCAGUUAGAUUUCACGUAGCAAUUCUUUAGAUAUGACCAAAUAAAUGUAUUUUCAUGUCAUAAUUAUGUAUAAGGUUAUUUUUUUUUCUUAAUUAUUUAGUACCUAGAAUACUUCUAUACUAGCUUACAGGAUACAGAAAUGUGGUUUAAAAGACUGCAGAUGCAUCUUAUCUGUAUAUAACAAAAAAAAGUUACCAACUCUCCCUUCCCUGUGAGACUUUCACCUGUUUAAACUUCAGCUGGAGGAGCCUAAGCAACAAUCUUCUAUUCAUCCCAUUCACUGACAAGUGUCUGUGUUGCCUUUUUGCAGCAGAGUGACUUGAAGAAUGUGUUUUGAUUGCAAAAUUAUAAAAUAUUUUGUCUCAGAGGAUGUGCAUUUAUCAGGCUAUUAUGCUGUUACCUAGCUAUGCAUAUGCUGUCACAUUUUGACAUUGUUAAUGAAGGUGUAUUUUUUUUUUUUUUUUUUUCAAAAAAACCUGACAUGGAUACUCUAUCAAUUCUUCUUGAAGUAUGUUUAGUCAUUUUAAUAUACCUGAAGGUCAGUUAUACAGUUGUAUAAUAAAUAAUCCUAGCAUCAGAGUAGAGAAUGUUAACACUGACUGUGGUGUAGGUGAUCUUGGAUUAAGGGAAUAGUACUUCAAGCAGUGUUUUCUUCAUACAUUGAAACGGAUUUGAGGAAACAGUGUCUUAAGUGUUUAUUUUAAAAUAUCUUUUGUCAUUUAACUUUUCUAAUUAUAGGUGUUAUUCACUUAAGGAUGUUAUUGCUGAUUACUUCCUAUUCCUUCUUCUAAAUAUAAGAAAAAUCUUACAGUGAGAACCAUCACUCACUGGAAUAAUAUCCUUGGGCAUGUGAUAAUUCACAUCACUGUAGGGUUUCAAGGUGCAGUUGGACAUGGUGCUGGGCAAUCUCAUCCAGGCUUCCUUUUGCUGUGAAAGGUUGAACCUAUGAUUCUAUGGAUUUUACCUUAGCUUCCAUUUGUUUUUCUUUAAUUCAAGAUCCCCUACCCAAUUCCUGGUCAGAGUACUUGGUGGCUACGUUUUCAUGAGUGACUGUGACAGUAACAGCAGUGAGGUUCACUGUAUUACUUCAGCUAGGAAAUUAAAGCGUGAAUAAUAACUUUUUGGGCUGCAGUUUUUCUUUUGCCAGCUUUAGUUCCGAGCAGCAGUUCCCAGGCUUUGCCCCAGGUUACAGUGUUGGGAGAGGGGUAGCUUGCACCAGACUGCUUCCUGGCUGCUAUACAACUCUUUUCCAUUCCUCCCUCCUCCUUCCCUAGCCUUUGCAUGUGUGCACACUUGUAUCUGGCUCAGGAUGAUAGACCAUGAGGCUGCUUUAGAUCUGUGCUCUUCAGUCCAGAGGGAGUGUAGGGAAGAAAUGCUUUUUUGUACUGUGUGUGACUUAACCUGCUCUGCUGCACAAAUUUAAUUUAGAUCCCCGUACAUUUUUCUUCCAUCACGCUGCCCCUCCUUUAGUGCAGAAACAGGCAUCCUCAGUCUCUUGUAAUAAUAAACCCACUAUAAUGAAAUCAUGGCGUACAUUUCCCACAGACCAUUUAUAUGUAAGCAGGCUUUUUUGUUGAAAAGC
Molecule: messenger RNA, 7761 nt
Organism: Lagopus muta (rock ptarmigan)
Lineage: Eukaryota; Metazoa; Chordata; Aves; Galliformes; Phasianidae
Gene: PLA2R1
Product: phospholipase A2 receptor 1
Exons: 30
Coding region: 124-4506 (1460 amino acids)
Cellular component (GO): plasma membrane; signaling receptor complex
Molecular function (GO): signaling receptor activity
Source: RefSeq, a predicted model, not a curated record